Xylaria bambusicola is the source of this 570-nucleotide messenger RNA. RefSeq lists its product as uncharacterized. The coding region runs from base 1 to 570 and encodes 189 amino acids. The transcript is spliced from 3 exons. Lineage: Eukaryota; Fungi; Ascomycota; Sordariomycetes; Xylariales; Xylariaceae. The record is from RefSeq and is a predicted model, not a curated record.
AUGGACGUAAAGGAUGCUAGCAGGACGUGGGAGACGCUAACGCAGCGGUAUGAUACCGGCAAUGAAGAAGCGCAAGUCCGCAUAGACCUGAUCGUAAGGUUACGUGCGAUAAUGAAGGAGUAUCAUGAGGCUCUCCUGCUGCAAAGCGAGAUUGCAAAGCUGAAACGGCCCAGUAAACGCGCCCAUGACGCUUAUAGACAAUGGUUUAAUAAGAAGCCAUACCCCGCUCUUGGUGGACAGGCGAAGACAUUCCUAGAUGACUUGAAUGACCUCGAAGAGCUGUCUCGGGAUGGACUUCACCGCGUAGGAAGAUUCAACGAGAAGUCUAUCUCUAUCGCAGUUGCCGUUAUUAACGUCCUUGUAGCUGCGGUUCUCUUGGUUGGCUCCAUCACGGGCCUCUACUUCGUCACCAACGAUGCCGCUAAGCUUGGCAUGAUUGCAGCUUUCACGGCCGCGUUUGCUUUGAGCGUUGGUGUGAUGACGAGUGCGAGACGAGCCGAAAUAUUUGCGGCCACUGCAGCGCAAGUUGCGUCCCCGUUGUUCGGUCACAUAAAGCUGAUUGAAUCUUAG